Molecule: messenger RNA, 1829 nt
Organism: Linderina pennispora
Lineage: Eukaryota; Fungi; Kickxellomycota; Kickxellomycetes; Kickxellales; Kickxellaceae
Product: cytochrome P450
Exons: 1
Coding region: 159-1715 (518 amino acids)
Molecular function (GO): monooxygenase activity; oxidoreductase activity, acting on paired donors, with incorporation or reduction of molecular oxygen; heme binding
Source: RefSeq, a predicted model, not a curated record
AGAAGCUGUACCUCUGAAAACAUCAUUAGUGCUGCGCAAGUCAUUUCCAACAUGGCUCCUGCGCCCGGGUCUGUACUCUCCCUCCCUCGUCCUCCUUUUGUCCUCUCUUCAGCACCACUACUUUCCUCUACCUUUGUCUAUAACGCUGAGUGCAUCAAAUGGAUAUAGCUUCUAUUUUCACUGCUACUCAGGUCCCAGUGGGGCUGAACUCUCUCUGGACUGCAUUCGGGCUAGCUCUUGCAGCAUGCACUACAUGCCUGGCAUACCGAGCCUUCUUUUCACCGCUUGCAUGCAUUUCAGGGCCGUUUCUGAACAGGAUCUCUAACCUUCCACUUCAAUACCAUAUGCUCCGAGGACACUAUCACUGGUACUCAACACAGCUGCAUGCCAGGUAUGGCGACAUGGUGCGCAUGGGAAUCGACCAUGUUUCUCUGUCAAAUACGGCCGACACACGGCGUGUGCUGGCCACGCACGCAUUCCGGAAGGGUCGUAUGUAUAACCAAAUUGAGUCAAACGGGUAUGGCGUCAAUACAUUUUCGACGGUUGACCCCGAAGUAAACAAGCUCCGUCGGCGCUUGAUUGGAGAUGCAUUCGCAAUGCAUACCAUGCGCCAGGUUGAGGGCCUAAUUGUAGAAUCAGGCGCCAGCGCUCUCAUCAAGCUGUGGGACAGCGAGAUUGCCAGCCAAGGAGGCAUCGCUCGCAUCAACUACUUUUAUACAUUUCACCGGAUGGGCUACGAUGUUAUUGGCGAACUAGCAUUUGGCAGGACCUUCAACACUCUUCCGACUGGCGAUAUGGAACUUAUCGACUGGAUACACGACUCGAUAAAGCUUAGUAUAUUGAUUGGCCAGGCGCCGAUAAUCACAAAGUUCCUCUGGGUUUUCAGGCGGCUGGUAGACUCGACUAAGAAGAUCCAGCGGCUGGUACAUGACACCAUCGAGACACGCAAGAAGCUGAUCCGUGAGGCCGGCAAGCCACCGCGUGUCGAUGUUUUGCAAAAGUUUAUCGAUGCCAAAGACAUGGAAACCAGCAAUGUGCUUCUGCCUGUCCAGCUCGAAUCUGAGGUUCGCCUGACGCUCCUUGCCGGGUCUGACACCACCAGCAACACUCUGUCGUUUACUAUCAUGAACUUGAUGCAUUACCCAGAGCACUACAGGCGGGUUACAGACGAAGUCCGCUCAGCGUUCCCCGACACCUCCAAGAUGAUUUCCUUUGCUGAUGCCAAGGCCAAGCUGCCGUACCUCACCGCGGUCAUAUAUGAAUCCAUGCGCCUCAAUCCCUCCCUUGCGAAUAUGCUCCAGCGUAGCGUUCCAGCAGAAGGCGCUAUAUUCCAGAAUUGCUUCUUGCCAGGCGAUACGCAGAUUUGCAUCUCAAUUUCUGCAUGCCACCGUAAUCCGCAGCUGUGGAAUAACCCUGACGUCUUUGACCCUGAGCGUUUCCUUGGUCCAGACUCGGCAGAACGGAUCAAGGAUAUACUGACAUUCAGUUCUGGAGUUCGCGCGUGCAUUGCAAAGAACAUGGUCAUGCUCGAGUUGUAUACCGCGCUGGCCAACACAUUGCGUCGAUACAAUUUCUCGCUGCCAGCAGACUCGAUGUACGGCCCUCACAGACUCGACAGGAACGAAAUCCCUGUGGAGAUCCCUUCGUCGUCCUUCAUUGUCACUGGGCCAACGAGCCCUAAGGCCCACUGCUGGGUUAACAUUUCAAGGGCGUAAAGUAGUCAACGCUAAAUAGCGCAUCAUGGGUAUUAUCCCGCUCAAAUUGGUAGCCUUGUUUUAUUUGAGAGUAGAGUUUGAUCGCAUACAUAUAAAUGCUACCGGCAUCCUGGA